This is a messenger RNA of Musa acuminata AAA Group (dessert banana), 4020 nucleotides long. Its product is annotated as plasma membrane-associated cation-binding protein 1-like. The record is from RefSeq and is a predicted model, not a curated record. The coding region runs from base 2567 to 3163 and encodes 198 amino acids. Gene Ontology annotation, cellular component: plasma membrane. The transcript has 5 exons. Lineage: Eukaryota; Viridiplantae; Streptophyta; Magnoliopsida; Zingiberales; Musaceae.
UGACGGGUCCCACGUUCUCGAGGCAGGCGGGUACGCGAUCGGAAAACUCCUGCUCUGAUCUGUAUCGCCCCAUGUCUACGUAGAAAUACGUAUUUCGAAAAUUUCCCCGGACCCCAUCGUGGCCCUUGGAUCGAUGAUGGAGGGUGAGGAUGCGCCCACCCAAUACGGGUCGGACGACGGGGAACGGAGCAGUAGCUCCGGACCUGUUUGGUCCAUUAAUGGUUUUGGGUUGUGGGAGGAGCACCCUUUUUGGGCUGCUCCCGAUGCUUGGGGGCUUAAGAGCUACAAGUCGGAUCCGGGUCUGCUAAGACACCACACUAUUGUUGGCCUGCGGCAGCUUGUUGUCACGAACGGUCGUCGCGCACCCGCAACAACUCCGUUCAACGAACCGUUCGUCGCUCACACCCGCAUGUACAGCUGCUCGACAGCAUGUUUCCUCAUGGUUUUUGGUCAUUUUGCUUGUAAAUAUGUAAGUUCGAACAAGCUGCAGCGUUGCAAAGCGACCGCUCACCGAACCGAGCAAAACAGCCCAAAACGGCUCCGUUUUCACGUGCCGCGGGAGGUGAGCGGAGUGCUGCCUCCGCUCACCAAAAUGUCAGCCAUCUCAGCACCCAGGAACCCCCCGGGUGGCACAUGGCUGGAUGGGGCUUCGGUUAUAUACCGGGCGUUGAACACUCUUUCGCAAGUUCGCACGUGACCUUUACGGGAACUUGGUUUUGCGCCCGGGACCAGGUGAGCGGCUGUUUGUGGGCUUGCAGCUGUUCGUUCAUCCUUGAAAGCCUUGUUUUUCUUCCUCUCCCUCUUUUCUCUUGUGCACACAGGGUGUUCGUCGAAUUGCUUGUAAAGCUUUCCUUUUCGCAAGACUUCGGGACUUGUCCGUUGCUCGUUCUUUCGAUCUAACUUUCUUUCUCUUUUACAGGUCCUUCGGGACCUGCGAGAGGUUACAAAGUGGCUGAUCCUUGUGGAGCAAGAUCGUAAGGGCGAAGCGCGACUUAGGCAACGCAAGCUAAGUUCGCGUCUUUGCGACGAGGGUGACUCACGACUUAGGCAACCCAAGCUAAGUUCGCGUCUUUGGCCGCAAGGGUGCAUCACGCCUUAGGCAAUUCUAGCUAAGGUCGUGACAUUGUGGUAAAUAUUAGCUCAGGUGAAAUGUAAAUCCAAGGAACCAGCGGUUGGGUCGCGGCCUGACUCGACCCAUUCCCCAAGAGCCCAUGGUCGAGUCAGAGCCUGACUCAACCCAUUGAGCGUAAGGGAACAAUAAUUCUUUAAAUAUGCACUAUAAUUUAUUAUUUCAUUAAUUCUACUUGUUCAUGCAAUUUAUGUUCAUAAUUAAGAUAGAGUCAAUGGAGUUGCCCAUCCGAUGUGAUUGGCACUACCGCCAAAUUACGUUGGUGAAUGAAUUGGAUUUGACGAACAUGGGUGACUCUCUUUGCAAUGCAAUAAAAUUGGUAGAUAUUUCUUAUAUCACGACACAUUAUUGCACGAAAAGUAAGUAAUUGGGGAAAAGAAAAAGGAGGGGGAAUUUGUUCGGGCAAACACCUAAACAUCACCCAUCACAAUGAUUCGAAGCAUGGCCUCAUUCAUUUGGUGAUGAUGACAAGGGCUUCUUCCUCGGAUUCUUGCAAUGUAUCGGGUAUAAGUGGAGAUAUAUUAUUAUCUGAAAAGCCUAAUACAUAAAAUAAAAUAUUCCAUGAUAAUUAGAAUUCUUUGUGGAAAUCUAAUAAUUAUUCGCUACCAUAGUUAGGUGGAAGUUCUUUCUAAUUAAAACCUCCCCGGGAGACCAUUAAAAAACAUAAUACUUAAAAAAAUCAUAAUCAAAAUCUUAGAAUAUCUCAAAGAAAUUUCUUCCAAUUUAAUCUAUAUAUAUAUGUUUUUUGUUGAUAAGGGGUCCUAAAGGUUUUGUUGAUAAUUAAAAUAAAUAAUAUUUUCGAGGAACACACAAAAAAACCCAAAAAAAUGACACCCCAAAAGGGAUUUGAAAAAAAAAAGUAUUUAAAUAUUAUUUUAAGUGGGAUAAAGAUGACGGAGGGCGGAUCUGUGUGCCCCGAAGCCACGUGGUCCUUAGGAGACACCAAUACGGCUCCCCAACGGGCCCCGCGGCCCAAAGCGACAAACCCCGGUUUCUGCCACCCCUCGAUCCGAUUCCCGGUUCGCGUCGCCUCUUUUCGUUUCCCACGGGGCUCGGCGGACGGCGGUGGCACACGAGGACAAUAGGCGACUGCGACCUCCAGCUGUCACCUCCCCACUGUAACCUUCUGCUGAGCCGGCGAUCCUUACUUUUAGGACGAAAAUACCCUCCGCAUCACAUAUACGCGGUCGUUUUUACCUGAGCUUUAGGAAGGGUUACACCGUAAUUUCAUAACAGUGCAAGGGUGAUUUGGUGCGUUGUCCUUGUAUAUUUCCCUGGCAAGCACAUGGCUCCGCUCUCCUCUUUGUUUUCGUGCAUACUAUACAUUGGUGAUCGUAGGCAUAGAAGAAAGGCAGAGGAGCGGAGUGGAGAGGAAGACGCAAGUUUCAUAGUGUUUGCGAUUUGAGCUAACAGGAGAGCAAGAGGAAGAGAGCAGAGAUGGUGAAUUACUGGAAGUCUAAAGUCCUUCCGACGAUCAAGAAGGUGUUUGACAGGAACGGCAAGAAGGCUGCCGCCGCCGAGGCAUGCAAGUCCUUCGACGAAUCGAAGGAGGACAUCAGCAAGGAGUUCGAAGAGAAGAAGACUGACCUGCAGCCCAAAGUUGUGGAGAUCUACGAAGCUUCUGCCGUUGAAAUCAAGACUCUGGUGAAGAAACCGACGGGGUCAGGACUGAAGAAGAAAUCAACUGUUGUGAUCAAGUUCAUCGAGGAACUAGUGAAGAUCGAGUUCCCUGGCUCGAAGCCGGUGAGCGAGGCUGCCGCCAAGUACGGCCCCGGCCUCGUCUCCGGUCCCGUGAUCUUCCUCUUCGAGCAGGUGUCCACCUUACUCCCCGCAGAGGAGCCGCCUGCUCCCGCCGAACCGGCCGUCGAGAGCACCAGCAAGGAUAUUACACCGGAAACCGCGGAGGAGAUCAAGAAGGAAGAGGCUGAGGCGGAGGUGGAAGAGGCACCUGCCCCGGCCGACCCGGCUCCCUCGGACCCCUCCCCGGAGACGGAGAAACCGGCCGAGCCAGCGGCUGAACCCGCCAAGGCUUGAUAUAAACCACCAGCCUCCCGAACCAAUCAUUCCACCGCCACCUCGCCACCACCGCGCACCCAGUGUUUCCAUGAUUUAUUAUUCUUUCUCUUGUCUCUUCGUCAAUUUUGUUACGGUCAGUAACUGUUCAGCCGUGGCCUUGAGGCUGUCGCGGCUUGGUCCGGGUCCGGAAGGCGGUGGUCAACGGGCGGCGUCCCUCGGGGUCUCCUGGCGGCCGAGCUCGGUGGCUCGGGACGGCGGUUCGGUUCGGGAGGCAGCUCCGCCGCAGCUUCGGGAAGAGGCAACACCGUCUCGCACCUGCACACAGGUCGGGCCGGGAGCUCGACCCGACCCCUCCGACGAUCAAGUUAGAAAAAGAUGUGGAGGGGGUUGUGGAUGAGGCAGGAGAAGAGUCUCUGAGUGUUUUGUGUAUGAGUGAGUUUCUUUUUUUUCUUUUGUUUAGGACUUGGGGGUAUUUAUAGAGGAGGUUAGCAUUACCUGACUUGACCGCCUGCUGGAGUGAGGGGGUACCUCUGAUGGCGUCUGACGCGGCUACUGGGGUCGCGUGGUGGAGCGGUUCGUAGCAGGGUAUGGGCGAGGGGCAGGUCGUUGUCCGGCCUGGUCGUGGUCAACCAUGCAGGGUCGGAGGUCGCCUCUCAACAGCGGGAGUCGUCAGGGCGGGUCUAGUCGGCGUUAUUGCUUUGGCCGGGGGCUGUCGUCACGGCGCGUCAACUGUGCCAUUAUUUUCCCUAUCAAAUUUGCUUCUCUUUCUCCUGUACGUAACUAUGUCUUGGUUUCUCUCAUUUUGCUUUCGGCAAGGGGACAUGCAGACCAUGUAAUAUCAUUAUUAAGUGCAGUGUGGUGUCAUUUCUGUUUUU